Oreochromis aureus is the source of this 5828-nucleotide messenger RNA. RefSeq names its product extended synaptotagmin-like protein 2a (gene esyt2a). Gene Ontology annotation, molecular function: lipid binding. Bases 220 to 2922 code for a protein of 900 amino acids. Gene Ontology annotation, biological process: lipid transport. Lineage: Eukaryota; Metazoa; Chordata; Actinopteri; Cichliformes; Cichlidae. The transcript has 24 exons. The record is from RefSeq and is a predicted model, not a curated record.
CUGACCUCUUUCCCGCGAUGACAGUUUCCUGCAGGCUUGCUGAGGCGGACUGCUCGCCCUCACAGUAGGAUGUGCUGACGGGGAGCAGGGUUAUUAAGAGUUGAGCUUGUCGGCAUGCAGUGGACGAAGCUGUCAAAGUGAUUAUUAAUUCAUUUUUCAAGGAGCAGCGAAUGUCGCAGGUGGAUACCGGUGAGUGUGACUCUUCCUUGGCGAGGGCAAAUGAGUAACAAGAUGGACGGUUCAGCGGGACAGGGUGCCAAAGCCAAUGGCCCCAUUGCAGCACCUAACACCCCCACAAGUACAGUGGGUCCACCUCUGUCCCCAGAAGAGCUGGCCGAAGAGCAGCAAUCAUCCCUGACAGAUGUCACUCACAUGUGGAUUAACUUUGCCAAGACUUUUGCCCUCAUAUUUCCCAUCUACGUCUUGGGAUAUUUUGAAUUCAGCUUUAGCUGGGUUCUGAUUGGACUUGCAAUGCUUUUCUACUGGAGGAAGAACUAUGGCAACAAGGACUACAGGGUAAACCGUGCCUUAGCGUUCCUGCAGCAGGAGGAGAAAGUGGUGAAGCAAAGUGUGCCAACCACAGAGCUGCCACCAUGGGUCCAUUAUCCAGAUGUGGAAAGAGUGGAAUGGCUGAAUAAGACGGUGAAGCAGAUGUGGCCGUUUAUCUGCCAGUUUGUGGAGAAGCUGUUCAGAGAGACCAUCGAGCCGGCGGUGAAGGGCGCCAACCCUCAUCUCAGCACCUUCUGCUUCACCAAGAUUGACAUGGGCGACAAGCCGCUGAGAGUGAAUGGAGUGAAAGUUUACACAGAAAAUGUGGACAAGAGGCAGGUUAUCAUGGACCUGCAGAUCAGUUUUGUCGGGAAUACAGAAAUUGACGUGGACAUCAAAAAGUACUACUGCAGGGCUGGAAUCAAAAGUAUACAGCUUCAUGGAGUGAUGAGAGUGGUGAUGGAGCCGCUGCUGGGGGACAUCCCUCUGAUCGGAGCCCUUUCUGUCUUUUUCCUCAAGAAACCUUUGCUGGACAUCAAUUGGACUGGGCUCACAAAUAUGUUGGACAUUCCUGGUGUCAAUGGGUUAUGUGACAAUCUACUGCAGGACAUCAUCUACAGCUACCUGGUGCUGCCAAACCGCAUCGACAUCCCGCUAGUGUCAGAGGCCCAGAUGGCUAGACUGCGCUUUCCCAUUCCCAAGUGCGUCCUGAGAAUCCACUUCAUCGAGGCUCAGGAACUGCUGCGUAAGGACAAGUUCCUGGGAGGGCUGGUCAAAGGGAAGUCGGAUCCGUAUGGAGUCAUCAAGAUUGGGACGGAUCUCUUUCAGAGCAAAGUCAUCCACGACACCGUAAACCCAAAGUGGAACGAAGUUUAUGAGGCCUUGGUGUAUGACCACUCAGGGAGCAGUAUGGAGAUUGAACUGUUCGAUGAAGACCCUGAUCAGGACGACUUUCUGGGAAGUCUUGUAAUCGACAUGGCCGAGCUCCAGAAGGAACAGAAGGUCGAUGAGUGGUUUCCAUUGGAAGAAGUGGCUACAGGGAAGUUACACCUCAAACUGGAGUGGCUGUCUCUGUUGUCCACCCCUGAAAGGCUGGACCAGGUGCUGUCGAACGUCAGAGCAGAUCGCAGUCAAGCCAGUGACGGCCUCUCGUCUGCGGUGCUCAUUGUCUUCCUGGAUUCGGCCAGAAACCUUCCGCGCAAUCCGUUAGAGUUCAACCAAGCGGGGCUGAGGAAGGGCUCGGUCAGUAAGGCCAUCAAGUCUGGUAAGAAGGUGACCAGUGAUCCCAGCCCGUUUGUCCAGUUCAGAGUGGGACACAAGUCCUACGAGAGUAAGACCAAAUAUAAGACUCAUGAACCGUUGUGGGAGGAAACCUUCACCUUCCUCAUCCACAAUCCCAAAGUCCAAGAGUUGGAGGUUGAGGUGAAGGAUGAGAAGCACGAUUGUUCAUUGGGGACAUUAACACUGCCCCUGACUCGCCUGCUGGAGGCAGAGGAGAUGACGUUGAACCAGAGGUUCCCUCUGAGGAACUCUGGACCGAGCUGUACCCUCAAGAUCAAGAUGGCUCUGCGGGUGUUGAGCAUGGAUAAGGGCACUUCAACAGCUUCAAAUUCCACCCCGUCCUCGGUGCAGGUCCGCAAAUCCGAGUCCUCCAACUCGACCCCACGGCCCUCUAUCUCCUCAGAAUCGCCCAAGCCUCCCACCUCUACCUCAGACAUUCCCAGAUCAUCCUCCGUGUCAGCCCAGGAGGUGCUGAGCAGGCAGAAAGAAGCUAAGGAGACUGUGAGGACCCAGCGAAGCAUGGACUUUGGGCAGGAUGGCAGUGCAGGUGGAGGAGGGAAGAGCUUGGCGGAGACUGGGAGAAGCACCUCAAACCUGGCCAUCUCAGGCUCCCAGCAGCACCUGGCCAGUGGCAAGGAGCCAACUCCCAGCAUUGCUUCAGACAUCUCCAACCCUUACGCUGCUCAGGAGCUGCAGCAAAGACUCGAGCACUUUCACAAUGGUUCAGGCCCCAGUCAUUUCCCACUGGGGGAGAUCCAGCUGACGAUCAGACACAGCUCCCAGAGAAACAAACUCAUCGUAGCUGUUCACAGCUGCAGAAACCUCAUAGCGUUCACUGAUCAUGGCUCGGAUCCUUACGUCCGGCUCUACCUGCUUCCUGACAAACGGAGGUCGGGUCGGAGGAAAACUCCCACAGUCAAGAAAAACCUCAACCCGGUCUACGAUAUGACGUUUGAGUUCAGCGUUUCCCUCGUGGAGCUCCACAGGCGGACUCUAGAUGUUGCCGUGAAGAACGGUGGAGGUCUGCUCUCCAAACACAAAGGCCUGCUUGGAAAGGUUCUGGUGGACUUGACUCAUGAUCACAUCACCAAGGGUUGGACACAAUGGUAUGAGCUGAGCUCAGAUGGCCUGGCCAAGUCCAACCAACUUUAAGUCGCCAUCAUUAGUAUCGUCAUCAUAUCACCACACUUCCACUUUAUAUUCACUUCACUUCCAUCUCUACAGUACAAUGUGUUUUCUUUUAAUCAUUCUCAUUAUUUCUAACUGUAAGAAACAAACUGAUUAAGAAAAGCAGCUUUUGACACUCAUUUAAUCACAUCAGUCGCAAGGCAAACCUUCCCUUUAAGAAGUGAGUGAUUGGCUAAAGGGAGUAUAUACAUGUAGAGAACUAUACUACGUUGUGUAGUGCUAUGGAAACCUAUAUUCUAUAUUUAGAGAAGUGACUGUUUGUUGUUGUCUUUCCACAAAGAAUGACAGUGUACAAGUGUGUAAAUAAUGUACAGUGAUGCUGGACAAAUCAGAGUACGGGGGUGUAUUGUAGAAGUGAGAAGGAGUCGUGGUGUCUUACUUGGCCAAAUGAUUGUUUAUAAUUUUAUUUUAUUUGAUUUAAUUUUUAUUUUUUAAAUGCAAAAACAUUCUGGACAGAGUCGCACCAAAGAGACAAGUAUUUUUAUUAUUUAGCGCAGGUGGGGUUUUGAGUAACACAGUAAUACACUGGCUUUAUUUCACCGUAAUAACGAAUGUGUGUGUGUGUGUGUGUGUGUGUGUGUGUGUGUGUGUGUGCAAAACCCAAGCAAAAAUAACGAUGUGCACACACAACUGUUGUUUCAUUUGCUGACACGUUUCUGGGUUUACAUUGAAAUAAGGCCAUUAUUAAGUGUUACUUGUUUGUUUUUUAAAAACUGAAUAUGAAUAUUUGCACGUUUUUUUUGUUUUUGUUUUGUUUUUUAAUCUGUUGAUGAUCAUAUUUACUCGGUGCAAACAUUGCCAAAAUUCAUCUAAAGUACAUUUUUUAAACAAUAAAAAGUGAUAAAAAAUAGUGUUGAAAGUUCAUGGAAUAGUUUAACAUUUUGAUGAAAACGUUUCACUCGCAGGUCUCUGCAAGAAGAUGUGUAGCUUAGCUUAGCUUAGCUUAGCUCAGUUUAACAAUAAAGUUUGUGUCUUUUUUGGAUUUCUUCCCUCUCUGUUUGUGUUACAUUUAUUCACCACAACUACAGGUUUGCCCGUUAAACCUGGACAAAAAUACUGAACAAAACCAAGUAACUAUUUGUAAAAAGUGAAGAGUGAGACCUAUUUCACUCUCACUAUUGGCCAUGGGUGUUGAGUCAGUGCACAGAUGCCAAACGUCUCAAUGCAUACCCGAGACAUCGGUGUUCCGGCAUUAUUCGACACCUUGGGAAUGGAAAUGGUCCAGAUGACCUCAAAAUUAUCUUUUAUUGUACCAUAAGGUGCUGUGUUAUAUACGUUAUCUUUCCUUACAGAGAAUUUAGUGUUUUGAAAUCGGUAACCUUAUUAAUAAACUAAGUAACAGCUGGCUAAAAUAAUUAUUUACGCUAAAGUUGUGUGAUAGGACUAAAGGCCACAUAGAGGAACCUUUUUUUAUUAGUGGUAGCUGAACAUCGGUAAACCUAAUUAACAAGCCGUGUUUAAAAAGUUUAAGAUGUUUUGGUUGCAGAGGGAGGCUCAUCAGAAGGCUAAGCUAACUCAUCUCGACAGCUGCUGGUUUUAAGUUUUACGGGUUUUUGUUUUUCUCAAAAUGUGUUACUAUUCCAUCAUAAAACUGUAUUUUAACAGAAGUGUUUUAAGGAUCACCCACUCAUCCUCCAUGUACGUAAAGCCGCUAUGUGUAGAAGUGUAAAUUGUCCACGGACACUCUCCAUUGGUCGUAUGGAAAAAGACAUAAUGACAAUCAAUUUUGGUUUUUAAACUUUUAUUUAUAUUUUAUGGUAGAGGCUUAACAUUAUAGAGACGAUAAAUGUUUUGGCUUGUGUUGGUUUAUGUCACCCGAUUUCAGAGGGAUUACAAAUUGGAAGGCAUCUACACAUAGUGGCUUUAAAAAUAUUUGGCACCAUGAUUUUCUUCAGUGAAACAAAUGUUUCUAUGUAUUUGUAACACUCAGAGCAGGUUUUGUUGUUGUUGCGGUAGCAUUCAUAUUUCCACUAGCAUCAGCUGUUCAGUUUGUUUAUGAAUCCACUUAAGUCUUAACUCUGAAUGCCAUCUGAAGGAAGGUGCAGAGACAUGAGUUGAAAAUGAUCUUCCGCGUUUUGUUUUCUAUAUCUUUUUAAAUACAGUUUUGACUUUACAGCACACAAUCUGAAGGGAUUUGUAUCAGAAAAAAAUACAAAACAACCAUAGCUUUUGUGUAUGUGACCCGACGCAGCCAAAGAACAGCAGAUUUUCUGUUGAUAAAAGUUGGGUAGUUUGACCUUGGAUUCUCACAAUGUAACUUCUGGAUAUUUGCCUUGUGCUCACAUCAAGCAUUGACAAAGUAUUUUACAUUUAUGUAUGUUAACUGCAUUUUAAUGUCUUGAUGUUUUUUAUUUGUGUUUCCCGUCUUUUCUGUAAAGCAUCAGAUUUGAAACCUGUGCCUCUGGGGUCGGGUUUGUCUUCUCCCAUAUGGAAGUAACAUAACAAAACUAAAUGCUGGUUUUACAUGUAUUGUGUGUCUGGUGAAAGUGGCCCCUUACUUUUUUCUUUUUCUUUUUUUGUGUGUCAUGCAACAUAAUUAUAAAUAUUCUGUAUGCAAGGGGGAAAAUUCACAAGUAAACUAUAGUAUAUGACAUGUGAGUAUUUUGGGACUUGUGUUACAUUUGCUCUUAGAGAGAAUGGGACUUUUCUUUUUCUCUUCUAUUCCAUAUGGGCUGAAAAGCGGUUUCACUUCUGUGUCUUCUUAAUUUAUCUUGUGCCUUAAAAUGUACAUGACCAAGAGAUAUUUACAUGUUUGGAAAGAAGCAACAAAAUGCUAAAACAGCUUCCUUGUUCCUGAAUGUCUCCUAAAUGUCUUUUAAAAUUAAUAAAGAGCUUUGGCUGGCUUAUAGCAGCAUGAAGCUGUACAGGAC